Molecule: messenger RNA, 2347 nt
Organism: Zalophus californianus (California sea lion)
Lineage: Eukaryota; Metazoa; Chordata; Mammalia; Carnivora; Otariidae
Gene: TUBAL3
Product: tubulin alpha like 3
Exons: 4
Coding region: 702-1898 (398 amino acids)
Biological process (GO): mitotic cell cycle; microtubule cytoskeleton organization
Cellular component (GO): microtubule; cytoplasm
Molecular function (GO): GTP binding; structural constituent of cytoskeleton
Source: RefSeq, a predicted model, not a curated record
CUUCUGAAAUGAUGAGCAGAUGUGGAAUUCUUACAGGCGAAAACCAACGAAUGACAGUUAACUCAUGUCGAGAGCUCUCUGCGCAGACACUCGGACACCCGGCACAUGUCACCAUUUCCAGGAAGCGGGUACUAGUACCGUCUCCCUGGUACAGAUGAGGACAUAGCCUUAGACACGACAGGUCCGACACGCAGUCACGACCCUACCAGCCCCAACACUGAGCGAAAGCCAAGUGCUCAGGCCUUCUGUCCGGCGCUCCUCUUCCAGACACGGCCUUCCGAGACCCUCCAGGGCCCACCUUUCCAGACUCCCGAGACACAGUGGGAAACGUGCGAACAGUGAAAAAGUCAGCGGCCAUGCUCUGCCAUCUCUUCAGCCGCGAGGCUGGAACCCGGAGCUGGGCCCGGUUCCCCAACGUGGCCGGUCCUCGGAGACAAGAACUCUGGCGUCCCGCCAGACACUGCACGUGAACGCUCGCUUCCAGGCGAGAAGUUUCGGGGCCCGCGACAAGCCGGCCGGCUCCGGGGACCAAGGCGCUUCCCGGAGCCCGCAGCCUGCAGAGGGAGUGCCUUUCCAUCCACAUUGGCCAAGCUGGUAUCCAGAUUGGGGAUGCUUGCUGGGAACUCUAUUGCCUGGAACAUGGAAUCCAGCCAGAUGGCGUUGUUCUCAACAGUAGAAAGGAUCAACUGGACAGUGAGAACAUGGAGCAUAUGGAUGCAUCUUUCAAUACCUUCUUUUGUGAGACGAGAGCUGGGAAGCACGUGCCCAGAGCCCUCUUCAUGGAUCUGGAUCCUGCUGUUAUAGAUGGGAUUCGAGCUGGCCAGCACCGCUCUCUCUUCCACCCAGAGCAGCUCGUCAGCGGGAAGGAAGAUGCCGCGAACAACUACGCCCGCGGUCGCUACUCUGUGGGGUCCGAGAUCAUCGACCUUGUGCUAGAGAGGAUCCGAAAGCUGGCAGAGCAGUGCAGUGGACUUCAGGGAUUUUUGAUUUUCCGAAGCUUUGGAGGAGGCACCGGAUCAGGAUUUACAUCUCUCUUAAUGGAGCGGCUCUCGAUAGACUAUAGCAGGAAGACGAAAUUGGAGUUCUCUGUCUAUCCAGCCCCCGGGAUCUCCACUGCUGUGGUGGAGCCUUACAACUCCGUCCUUACCACGCACUCCACGCUGGAGCACUCGGACUGCACCUUCAUGGUGGACAACGAGGCCAUCUAUGACAUCUGCCACCAUAAACUCGGUGUCGAGCGCCCCUCUUACGCCAGCAUUAAUAGGCUGAUAGGUCAGGCAGUAUCUUGCAUUACUGCUUCCCUCCGGUUUGAAGGGCCCUUGAAUGUGGACCUCAUUGAAUUCCAGACCAACCUAGUACCUUACCCAAGAAUACAUUUCCCCAUGACAACAUUUGCCCCCAUCAUCUCUGCUGACCACGCCUACCGUGAGGAGCCCUCUGUGUCUGACAUCACUGCCGCCUGCUUUGACUUCUCCAAUCAGCUGGUCAAGUGCGACCCUCGGCUGGGGAAGUACAUGGCCUGCUGCCUACUCUACAGAGGGGACGUGGUCCCCAAAGAUGUGAAUGCAGCCAUCGCAGCCAUGAAGUCAAGGAACUCUGUGCAGUUUGUGGAUUGGUGUCCGACGGGUUUCAAGGUGGGCAUCAACAACCAGCCACCCACAGUGAUGCCAGGAGGGGACCUGGCCAAGGUCCAGCGGGCCGUGUGCAUGCUGAGCAACACCACGGCCGUCGUGGAGGCGUGGGCCCGCCUGGACCACAAGUUCGACCUCAUGUACGCCAAGAGGGCGUUUCUGCACUGGUAUCUCAGGGAAGGCAUGGAGGAAGGCGAGUUCUCAGAGGCCAGGGAAGACUUGGCCGCUCUGGAGAAGGAUUAUGAAGAAAUGGGGCAAAGUUUCUGAUGGAAACGUGGCUGGGGAGAAUGAGUGUUGAGUCGAAGUGUCAUGCUUUCUUUUCAAGACUUAUGUACUCUUGAUGGGUAGAGUUCCCUUGACUGGAAGAAACUGGAAACCAAAUCAAGCAAGACCCUAAGCUCUGCACUAAAUCGAAUGGGUCAAUAUCAACAAUGAACUCACAGGUCUUCGGUGGUUCAGCAUGGCUACCUGUGAACCCCCCCGGUUUGGGAUCCUUUGAGCGUCUGGAUCAUGUCCGUGUUUCUUUUCUUUUGUUUUCUUUUUUUUUUCUUAGAAUGGAAACCUAGCUUUAUUCUUUGCUUCUUCAACAAAAGAUGAUGAAACCCUAAAGUCAGUGCUUUUUGCUUUCCCUUUCCUGAAGUGUAAAACAGCACAUGUUAAUUAUUAAUGUUAUUUCCCCCAUGUCUGUAUUUUGUACAUUGAUUAAAUAAUGAACA